ACCAACACCUGGCUGGAUGCUUUUGCGCAAGCGUAAAGAAAAAAGUUCGGCGGCGCUAGCAGACUGCCGCUGGUCACCUUUCACCAGCGAAGUAGGGAGAAUUUUUUAGGGGGGCUAUUUAAAGAAAACACUGUACCGAGCUCGUCAAAGAACUGAAGUACUCCUUCGUACGGCGGACAGAGGGAGACUGUAAUGACCCGCUGCGUUUGUCAGAGACGGAAGAUGCGGGGAAAUGAUAUCGUGCGCGCGGAAGUUUGUGUUUACUUACGCCGUGGUAGCUAGCGUGUUGGCCCUGUUAGCCUGUUAGCGAGAAAGGUGCGCUGUGUCUGGACGGGUUAAUAGCAACACUUACAAGUCAGCCCAGCUACGUUAAACAGUAGAAACAUACUGUAUAUAUCCUGAAGCUAACAACGAGCUGGUGGCAGAUGCUGGGGAUUGCUCAAACUCUUGAAACAUUGGUGCGGGCCACGAGCCGUGAACUCUGCGUGCGCGUGUCAACACGCAGGCAGAAGUUAUUUACAAAGAGGGCACUUUAAGCCCUAAUCUCAAACGUAUAGACCUGCAAAACGUGAUUUAAAUAUUAACUGCCGCCCUCAGUGCGGUUACGAAUGACAUAUCAGGCUUGCGUCCCUGUGCGUGAAAACCAUCCUCCUCAUCGGACCUAGUACAUCGUCCUCGUCCGCAAUGGGGGCCCUGUUUAGCCAGUGAGACCCGUAAAAGCGAUCUGGAGCCCGUUAGCCAUGGGGGGAUGUAUGGGCAGAUACUUGGAAGGCUGGGAAGACUCGCAGAGUCGGGGCUCCUCCAGGAACGGUGGACGAGGAGGGCGUAACGAGCCUCUGAAAAAAGAUCGUCCUAAGUGGAAGAGUGACUACCCGAUGACGGAGGGCCAGCUACGGAGCAAGCGGGAUGAGUUUUGGGACACGGCGCCGGCCUUCGAGGGCCGCAAGGAAAUCUGGGAUGCUCUGAAAGCAGCCGCUGUGGCCUUGGAGUGUAACGACCAUGAAUUAGCUCAGGCUAUAGUGGAUGGAGCCAGCAUCACACUGCCACACGGUACCCUGACAGAGUGUUACGAUGAACUUGGGAACCGCUACCAGCUGCCCGUCUACUGCCUGGCACCACCCAUCAACCUCAUCUCAGAGCGUAGUGACGAAGACCCCAGCGACAGCCCUGAACCCCCAGCAGCAUCCAAGAAGGAAUUCCAGCUCAAGGUGCGGCUGUCCACAGGAAAGGACUUGCGUCUCAGCGUCAGCAUGGUUGACACCAUAGGCCAGCUGAAGAAGCAACUGCAAGCUCAGGAAGACAUCGACACCGUUCACCAGCGCUGGUUCUUCUCCGGGAAGCUGCUCACGGACAAGACACGGCUGCAAGACACUAAGAUCCAGAAGGACUUUGUGAUCCAGGUUAUCGUCAACCCACAGGCACUCCAAGCCCCCAAACCAUCACCACCGACAACCACCGCCUCCUCACCUGUGCCCGAGUAACCGAGGACCGUCAGAGGAGCGAUGCAGUCUGUGAUGGACCAGAGGUGCCUCCCAAUGCUGGAUAACUUAUUCUUCUUGACAAAAGCUACUGUUACUGAAAGAGAAAUAAACUGUGAGGGUGAAACACACAAAAACAGACAAAGA
Messenger RNA from Pundamilia nyererei, 1625 nucleotides. It is a transcript of the gene ubtd1b, whose product is annotated as ubiquitin domain containing 1b. Bases 741 to 1481 code for a protein of 246 amino acids. Gene Ontology annotation, molecular function: protein binding. The record is from RefSeq and is a predicted model, not a curated record. NCBI's taxonomy places the organism in Eukaryota, Metazoa, Chordata, Actinopteri, Cichliformes, Cichlidae. The transcript has 4 exons.